AUGGUCCCGAAGAUAAACAUCGAUAUCAAGGCCGAUAAUAUCAUGUUUAGCAUCGCUGAUGAUUCCGUUUUCGAUGACUUUAUGGAGAAGGAACUGCAGACGCCUUGCCCGAGAAAAGAGGUCGAUGGAAGAAUAAUAUACACCUCCCGGGGGCUCAAACUGCCCAAGGAAUUGAAUGCUCCGGUCUUAUGCGACCUUGGCUCAGCUGUGCCUGGUGAUAUCGAACAGUCAAAAGAUAUCCAACCCGAUAUCUACCGAGCGCCGGAGGUCAUUCUAGGGGUUCAUGGACGUGACUUCUCCGCUCAAGAUCUAGUAAAAGAUCAGAUUUUACUUGAACAGAGGGAGACUACUCUUCAAGGACUGGACAAGGCUAGCUUCCUAUCCUUGAUGCAGAAGAUGCUGCAGUGGGAGCCGGCUAAGCGUGGCUCCGCGAAGGAACUGGCAGAGCAUGAGUGGAUUCGUAAGAGUAUGGGGGAUUAA
Messenger RNA from Parascedosporium putredinis, 480 nucleotides. The record is from the annotation of a GenBank genome assembly. NCBI's taxonomy places the organism in Eukaryota, Fungi, Ascomycota, Sordariomycetes, Microascales, Microascaceae.